AUGUCGAGCAACAGAGAACAAACUGAUAACCGUUUAGUGAGUGUAAGAGAAGUUGAAAGAUCUUCAAAUUCAGAGGAAAUACCCAUUGCUUCUCAACCUCGUCCUCCACGAAAUCUUCAGGAUCUUUUACGUUAUUCAACAGAAGCUGCAAACCUUCCGGGACAUGAAUCUAAUGAAAAUUGUUUACAAACUUUAAGUGAGGAGGAUAGAAAAUUUUUAGAAAAUGCACUGAAAUCCAUGACACUUGACAUAGUUGAAGAAUUAUUAAAACACAUAAAAAUUUUACAAAGUGCAAAUUUAAUCGAAGGAAGUGUGGACUCUACAAAAUUUGAAGAUGCAUUAGACAGUAUAUUAGAUUAUGUUGAUAACAUAGAUGUUGCUAAUGAUUUUCACAAAAUUGGAGGUUUUUGCAUAUUUAAGCCAUGUUUACAAUCUAUUCAUUCUAGUAUAAGAUGGAGGGGAGCAGAAUUGAUUGCCCAAUUAUGUCAAAACAAUCCUUAUUGUCAAAAUAAAGUUUUAGAAAGUAAAUUAGUACCAACACUUUUACAAAUGAUUGAUUCCGACAUUGAUGAUCUAGUUCGAGUCAAAGCUUUGUAUGCCAUAUCAUGUUUGGCCAGAGGUAGUGAGGAAGGUUUAAAAGAAUUUAUUAUCACAGAUGGUUUUUCCGUUUUGUUAAGAGCAUUGCAAACAGAUGUACAAAAAUUAAAUAUUAAGUCUGCUUUUUUGUUAACAUCAAUAUGUCAGUGGAAACCUCAUGUUAAAGAUGAUCUAGUAAAUAUGGGUUACGUCGAACAAUUAAUCAGUCAAAUAGCGGUAUUUUUACAAAAAUACGAAGAAGGUCAUCCACCUUCUUUAGAACAUUUAUUGAAUGCACUUUUAGCCAUUGUUGAAGAUAAUUCUAUGGCACAAGAAAUUUCUAGAACGCCAGAACUUCGUUUUAAAUCCCUUUUAGAUUUCAUUAUAAAAAAUUCAGAAAAUAAAGAAGAAUUUAAUGAAGAAAAUGAAUACGCGAGUAAAUUAAGUUCCAUAAUUUUUGGAGAAUGUGAAAACACCGAUGAAGAUCGAUAA
Molecule: messenger RNA, 1068 nt
Organism: Pediculus humanus corporis (human body louse)
Lineage: Eukaryota; Metazoa; Arthropoda; Insecta; Psocodea; Pediculidae
Product: Hsp70-binding protein, putative
Exons: 6
Coding region: 1-1068 (355 amino acids)
Source: RefSeq, a predicted model, not a curated record